AGCGACCACUUCUGUCACUUGACAGCAGCGCUCUCUCCGCUGUCAGUCUCACGUCCCGUGCCACGGCUUGAGUCACCGCUUCGGCUCGGCGUCUCGUUCUCCACGCUUUUUAUCUUAGCAGAGUAUUAGAAAAAACUUUUAACUUUCUCGGGUGUGCUGAAGGACCCAGAAAUUACUGGAAAAACAGCAAGUGUCCACGAACAUUUUUUUUUCUCCCUCUGGUGAACCUGCGUCGCUUUUUCUUUUUUUUUUAAGUCAGACACGGUGUAUCCAACGGUGUGGAAGUUCAUUUUUGAAUUUCAUCUCGGAGUCAUUUUGUGAGGAAUAGCAGGUGAAUAUUUUCUCUCGCUGAGCGUAGAAGAGUCUGCGGGAGGAGAGGACAAACGUCGACUUACGACAGCAGAACUACUUGAGUUGUUACCGAUGGCGCAACGACCAACAGAUAGUCUGAAGAUUGGGCUCUUCUUGUUCAUCCUCCUCUCUUCUGAAACAACUGGUUCAAGUGAAAAUGACCUGUACUUGGACUUUUGUGGAACCUGGCUCCAUGGCGAAGACUUCUUGAGCCUGAAUGUCAACCUCUCUACAGGCUGUGAUGAGCUCUUGAUUUCAGCCAAUAAGAGUUCUCUGUCUAUCCGUGGGCAGAUCACAGCUUAUUGUACAAGGCAUGAUGUAAUUCCCCUUAACCGUUUAAGAUCUGAUUCAAACGGCAGCAUUGACUUCUGUCUGUACUGGGAGCCAUUGCUGGACCAGUUGAAGCUGCAGAUUGGAAAAACAAACUUUGUUCUGUGCUGGCCAACAAGCCUGCAGGACUCUUGCUGCACCGACCUGUCUAAUGGCCCCAACAAACAAAUAGCAAGUUAUGGCAUCAAAAAUGGGAUGGUCAAAAAGGAUAUAAUCAGUGACAACACAAUGACAGCAUACAGCUUCGAGGGACAACCCACCAAUUGCAAAGAAUUAUGUGACCAAGCAAGUCAGAUGUCCAACCCUGACAGAAAAUAUGUGGAGACUCAGCAUAUUGAACGUCACUGCGCUCACAAAACUGAGGUGGAGAUGAAGGAAAACUUCAGUGGCUCCAAAGUCACAUCACAUGCCAUCCCAGGUGAACCUUCGGAGUCCACUACCACUGUUUAUCUGCCUCUUGCUUUAAAAGAAGCAGCAAAGAAUACCAGCAAAGUAGUCUGCACUUUUUUCAGAAACAACUCCCUGUUUCAGGAGGGCCAUAACUACAAGGUUCUCAAUGAUGUGGUCGGAAUCACUGUGGAGAACGAAGUUAUCAGUAAUCUGUCUGAGCCAAUUAGGAUUGGUUUUCACCAUGAUGACAUACCUAAAAUGUAUACAAGGAAAUGUGUUUCAUGGGACACCAGGAAAGAUCCUUUGCAGGUGAAUUGGUUGAUGGAUGGAUGUAAGACAAAACGGAGAGGAACAAAACAAACUGAAUGCCAGUGUGACCAUCUGACUUACUUCAGCGUGCUGGUGCAACUUGAGCCUCGACCAGUGCGCCACCUCCUGGCACUCACCGUCAUUACAUCUCUGGGCUGUGCUGUCUCUGCUAUCAGCUGUGUCGGUCUCAUUAUUUUCCUCUGCAGGAAAAGGACGCGAUCUAAAGAGCAGUCCAUACCCAUCCACUUGGGCUUAGCUGUGUCCCUGGCCUUCCUCGCCCUGCUGUUUUUCUUCACUGGAGUCUUGGCCAACGUGGGAGGGGAGAGCGUGUGUACCUGGGUGGGGGCUAUGCUUCACUACGCCCUGCUCAGCUCUUUUGCUUGGAUGGGCAUACAAGUGUUCCACACCUUCUGGUUGGUCUUCAUGAUUUUCACCCCCUCCCCGAAGGCGUAUGUAUGGACCUUGGUUGGCUUCGUUCUCCCUGGUGUUCCUGUUGGCAUCCUGGCUGCAGUAGGUGAUAUUUAUGGAGUGAGAGAGGUGGUGGCAAGCGAUGACGUCUCCAACCCUUACCGGAUGUGCUGGAUAAAAGAGAACAAAAAGGCCUUCCUGGCUCACUGUUUCACCACCAUGACGGUCCUGGCCAUUCUGGUGUUAUCAGGCUUUGUGAUGCUGUUCCUGGUCUACAGAAAGAUCCGCACCAGGGAUGAAUGGAGUCAGAACCGUGUGGCUUUUUUCAGCAUUUGGGGCCUCAGCUGCCUGUUUGGAACAACUUGGGGUCUGACCUUCCUAGACUUUGAACCCCUCUCUGAUUGUAUUCUCUUCCUCUUCUGUAUCCUCAACUCCUUCCAAGGUUUCUUCUUGAUGCUGCGGUUCUACAUGCUGGACAGGAUGCGCAAACAGGCUGGGGGCUCUGGUUUCGGCAGCACCAGCACCGGAUCUACCAGGCAACACAUGUUACAGGCCCAGGAGAAGAGUUAAAUGGGCCAAAUAAAGUUGUGGUACACAAUACAGAGGCAAAACCAAGCUGCAGCAGUCUAUAUAACAGAUAAAACAUGAUAGAGGACUAGGCACCAGUCCUGAGAGGAGUAGGCACCACUCCUAAGAAAGUGUAGAUUAAGUUCAGAUGAAAUUCUGUUUCCUGUGAAACAUGCACAUACUCUCUUCAUCAUAUGCCAUUUAUUCUUCUGUUAUCCUUUUGUACUGAACAUCCCAGGCCAGCUGUAUUAAUAAACAUAGCACACUGAGCAUAAUGAACAAUGGACACAUCAUUGAAUUUCCAAAAAUGUCAGUCAGUUUGGAUAUACUAGUUGUUCCACGCACCAUUUAGGUGGUGGCGACUCAAUGUUACUGUUGCAUUAGUGAUGAUUGAAUGACUAGGAGAGUGCUAAUGCUUCAGCAUAUUAAUGGAUUUCUUGUAAAAACUAGAAAAAGCUACUGAAUCUUUGAAAACACAGUCUGCUUAGUUUGGUCAGUUUGAAGAGAUGAAGCCAGCAGUGCAGCUGGUUAAUGAAAGACAUAAGGGAAGUGACUCAUAUGAAAAUCUGAAAGUUUUCACAAGACACAGAAUUAGUAAUUACCCCUGAGUGCAGGAUGAUUCAUCACCAUUUAAAAAUGAUUAGAGGAAUACUUUAUUAUAUACAUGUCUCAUGUCCUUCUUUGGCCAGAUAUUGGCGUAUAUGUGAUUUCAGUUGAUUUCAUGGGGACUUUAAAACCUUCUUUUGGCGGCGGCUUUUCAAAUGAAAUAGAAUGUUAAUGUGCCACAUACAGGUAUUUAUGUCACACUCCAUUGACACAGGUGUACCUCACACAUUCCAAGGGUGUGCUGUGCUAAUCACCUCAUUAAAUUAAGAAUUAAGCUUAAAUUAAAGAGUCAAGUAAAUCAAUCAAAGUUGCGGAAAGAUGCAUAUUGCAAAUGAUAAUGUUUGUUUAAGUAAAGCUGCAGAUGUCACUCCCACAUCUAACAUUUUGGUGAGAUUAGAUAAAUAAUAUAUAAAUAAAGUCUCACAGUAAACCUGGUGUGGGAAACCCAAUCCACUUGUUGUUAAAUUAUCUUAAGAAUAUACUUUAUUACUUGACUCUUGUUCUCUGGACCAGUGAAGAAGAAAUAACACCAUCACUCAGGAACUCAUAAUACUUGCCUGGAGCCUGUAUUUGCAGUAUACCUAGACUGGCUCUAGUUAUGGAAUUUAUGUGAGAUUAAAAAGAGUAAAUUGUAAAUAAAGUUGAGCUUUAUUUCCAGAACAUGAGGAUGUUAAAUGAUUCUAAGUAACUGUGCUGUGAUUUCUGUUAUAUUGCUUAUUAUGAAACAGAAGAUUAUACACUUUUGCCCAUAAAGUUGGAAUAAUAUUGUUUUCAGAAACAUUCCUUUUUCUAUUCCUAUUUAUACACAUAUGUUGUGUUUGGAAGAGAUUAAUCCAUGAAGUUCUGAGAAGAUAUAUACUUUACCAGGAAUAAAUCCCAUUGUCACAAUCAUUACUUAAGAAGAGGUAAAAAAAUAAAAAAUAUUUGAUUCCAGCUUUAUGGGCAAUAGUGUAUUAUUGAUGAGCUCCUCAACCUUAGAUAAGCUUUUUUUUUUUUUUUUUUUUAAAAAACAAAACAAAACAACAACAAAAAAACAUUUUAUAUUAUGUAUGCUUUUUUCUGUAGCUGAUUUUAAAAUAGCACUUUAGAUUUUCAGUCUGUAUUUUUUUUUUAUAUAUUUCAUGACCAGUAUGUGCCCGACGUAAAGUAACAACUGAAUGUUAUAGAAUAUGAGAUCAUAUUCAUAGGGAUAUUCAGGGAGAUACUGUGAGGCUUGCACUUUUUAUUUUUAUUUUGUAAAUUUGAAUUUGUUGUUACUAAAAUGGUUGUUUAUUUGUCAGUGCGAAUGUAUAUACAGUAUUAAUAAAUAUCUUUUGGUUAAAAAUUAA
Molecule: messenger RNA, 4289 nt
Organism: Mugil cephalus (flathead mullet)
Lineage: Eukaryota; Metazoa; Chordata; Actinopteri; Mugiliformes; Mugilidae
Gene: adgrg1
Product: adhesion G protein-coupled receptor G1
Exons: 15
Coding region: 424-2358 (644 amino acids)
Biological process (GO): cell surface receptor signaling pathway; adenylate cyclase-activating G protein-coupled receptor signaling pathway
Cellular component (GO): membrane
Molecular function (GO): G protein-coupled receptor activity
Source: RefSeq, a predicted model, not a curated record